Molecule: messenger RNA, 1533 nt
Organism: Ascochyta rabiei
Lineage: Eukaryota; Fungi; Ascomycota; Dothideomycetes; Pleosporales; Didymellaceae
Exons: 1
Coding region: 1-1533 (510 amino acids)
Source: RefSeq, a predicted model, not a curated record
AUGGCGCUUGCAACGAGUUCGAGCACUUCAAAGAACAUGAUACCCAAGUACUUUGAAGAGUAUGGGCUUAGAAUACCGCUCGUCAAACGCGGACAGAGGGUCCCACACGCUCGACUGGCUAGCGAGCUUGCCAUGGGUAGCAAGGAGAAGCUGUCAGCAAUUGUGCAAAACUUCUUGCAAGCUGUCAGCAAAGCGACGAAGCUGAUCAAGACACUCCAUUCGAAAAGCGCCAUUGCAGAAUGGAUCGAAAGCGCAGAGACGCUCGCGCUGGGCCCACAUCCGGAGAGCAAACUGUUCUGUGCGUCAAAUGCGCAUCUCUACGGGACCAGCACUAACGAAGAUUCAGCAACGAAGAAGGAAGACCUCGUAAAGGCACUUGGGCUCAAAACAACAGCUUCAAAAGUGAAAGCUACGAGAGCGAAGAAAGAUAUAUCGCCCAAAAAGCGACCUGAUCAAAAACAAGCAACUUCACCUACUAAUAACCAGGCGGUUGCGCAGUCGGUUGUGUCUUCUCCAUCAAGAGCCGAGCGCCAGUCCGCGGCUGUUCAAAGAAAAACGUCAUCAUCGUCACAAUCAGAACCACAACAGAUGUUGAGCUUGACUACAGACCUAACGCUUGAGCUGCCUCGAACAGCCGUUGAGCCUGCGAAUAUCACUCAUGAUGCGAACAAGCGCAAAUGCGACAACUCAGCGGAGACGUCACCUGUCGAGCAAACGAGGAAGAAGAAAACAAAGACCUACCAAGCAGUCUCUCCGCCGACGAUUUUACUGCCUCCAAUGGGUGACACUGUUGACUCACGAGCCCCAGUAUUAGCACAGCAGAUAUCUCCUUCGAUUUCCAGCUCAAAGCGAGCGAGCCACGGUCAGGAUGACCCUCCAAAUUCAACAUGUCACACACAAGUCGAUGAGCAAGCAAGUCGUGACACGUCCCUGCUUGGUAUCGACCUCAAUCUGAAGAACGAAUACAUAUCGGUGGUUAUUCCUUUGUCAGCCCAAAACAUUGUCGUAACGCACGCUUCUCUAAUGACUUAUGCCCCAGAAAUAGAUUGGAAGAAGCAGAGAACCGGAAGAUAUGAAACCUUAGAUGGAGGCAGAACAUACAACAAGAAGCAGAGUAAAAUUGCAUACUGCAUCUUCAUCCCGCAUGACUACGAUGGCGACGCAUGCCAACUGCGUGAAGCGGAUAAAUUGCCCUUCCUCAAACCAGGCCGUCACGGUCGACACGGAGAUUUUAUUGGCGAUCCAGAUUUACUCACAGGACAAGGGCAUCAAGUCGAACCAGCAGACUCGAAAAGGAGGCGCGCUUAUGAGGUAGAGUACCGUGCAUUUUACACGACCACGCCAAGCUAUCCGUACGCAGACGAGAUGAGGGAGUCCCUACUCACGAAUCAUGUUGAGAGGAGGACACAGUUAGUCAGAGAGGAGAGGUGGAUGAAGGAGUACAGGGACAAGUACCAAGGGGAGAAUGUCAACCAUUUGUGGCCAUGCGGGUGUGAGAGGCUUCUAGAAGGUGACGAGAGUGAAGAAGAAUAG